GAGGGACGGGGCGCGGGCAGCGACACCAUGGCCCAGUUCGUGUGGGGCUACGACACCGACAACGGACCCGAGCGCUGGCAUGAAAACUACCCCAUGGCCAAGGGAGACAAGCAGUCGCCCAUUGAGAUCAACAGCAAAGAUGUGCGGCACGACAGUUCUCUCGCCGCUUGGCACGCCAGUUACGAUCCCGGGGCAGCGAAAACCAUCCUGAACAAUGGGCGCACCUGCCGAGUCGUCUUCGAUGACACUUUUGAUCGAUCAGUGCUGAGAGGUGGGCCGCUCACGGGAGCCUACAGGCUGCGUCAGCUUCACUUGCAUUGGGGUUCCUCGGAUGACCAUGGCUCUGAGCAUGUUAUAGAUGGGGUGAAAUAUGCAGCAGAGUUACAUAUGGUGCACUGGAAUCCAAAACAUGGUAAUUUUGCUGGAGCUUUGAAACAACCUGAUGGUGUGGCUGUUGUGGGCAUUUUUCUGAAAGUUGGAAAAACUCCCAAACCAGAGAUGAAGAGAAUUCUUGAAGAAAUUGAUAACAUUAAGACCAAGGGGAAAGAGGCUCCUUUUCAGCACUUUGAUCCUUCAAUUCUUUUCCCCAAAUCUCGGGACUACUGGACCUACCAUGGUUCAUUCACUACCCCCCCCUGUGAGGAGUGCAUCACUUGGAUUCUCUUGAGGGAGCCGAUUGAAGUCAGCUCAGACCAGAUGGCAAAGCUCCGUAGCCUUUCCAAGAAUGGUGAGAACGAACCUGUGAACCCACUGGUUGAUAACUGGCGCCCACCUCAGCCUGUGAAGGGCAGGAUAGUGAGAGCCUCAUUCAAGUGAAGUCUCAAGUCUCACUCUGCUGAACCUGAGUGAGAAAAUCCCUGCAUCCCAAAGUGUAGUUAGUUUUUGCUGUCUACUGCUUUUCCUAUGGAUCCAGAUCUGUGUUUCUCAGCUUGAAAUUCUGAGUGGUAAAACUGAAUCUGAUUUUGAAAGCAGAAAAAAUACUGUAUGCAAAUACUAACCUUAAUAAGGAGAUGUGAGAUAUACGUGAUUCUUGACCACAAAUGCCUCAGCAUUUGUGAUAGUGUCACUUCUCUGCCAUGUGAUCUUGGAAGAAAAAUGGGCUCAGUUUCAGUAUUUAAAGUGAACUUCAAAGGAAAUGUAGUAAAGGCAGAAAAAUGAACCAGUAGUUCAGGAAAGCAGAAAUAACAGUGGGUCAACAGUACAUGAACAGGAGGUAAAAUGCCUGCUCCUACAGCAUCUCUAGUAGUGAUCAUCUUCAGAUAUCCCACCUCCAGUGCGAACAUCCAAAGAAUAAGUUCCUCUUUAACAUACCAGGUUUUUCCUUCCCUCUCUUGUUCAUAGUUUGUUAUCCAAGAUUAGAUUAGUAUUCUGGGGAUACAAUCAGGCAUACUCAGCUUCUGUAUGUGAAGAAGAAAAGAUACCUUGCUGUCAUUUCAGCAUUUGCCGUCUUUGCCAUGUCCUGCUGCUGCCCAUUGACCUUUUCUUCUUUCACUGCUGCUGUUACUUCACCCAUCCAGCUGUAGAGUGCUGCUGGUAUCAUGUUGCCUUGCAUUUAGUAUAGCAGCUUUCGUAUUGCUGAGGGGGGAAGUGCCUUUCUUCUGCUGCUCUAACUAUGUUACUUCCCAGGAUGAUGGAUUUUUAGUUUUGAUGCUCUGCCUGUUUUUUUAUUUUUGACAUCUUAGUCUGCACAUUAAUGAUUUCACCUGUUAGGGAUUUUGUUGCAUAUGGAGAGGGUCUUUGUGGAUGACUCAUAUGUGUCAUUUGUCUUCCCCACUACUGAAAAAUCCAGGUUAAGUCACCUAAGUGUUUGUUUAUUGUGACUCUGUGUAGUUAGAGACUCUAAGUGGAGUCUGUUUAGUUCUGUUACUUUCUGGGGAGACACAUCAGCUCGCACAUAUGAUCCAAGCAAGGAAUCACUGGCAGACAGAAGCUUCUAAAUAGUCUUUCCCUGUCCUUCAUCAUGUAAACUUUAUCAUUUCAGCAUGCUUCCUAAACAGCGUAAGACAAGUACCAUCUAGGCUGAACCCACACGCAGCCUGUGGGAGUAAAGAUCUGCUACGUUGUAUUCACCAUCAGGGUGAUUAUUCAGUAUUGUACAUACAGGAGACUGGGUGGUCAAAGGUGGUGCGUAAAGCCUCCUGCAAAUGAAGCUUUUGGAUUCUCUGUAUUCCUCUAACUCAUCGGUAGGUAGCAGAGGGCGUUCUCUGGAGAUGUUGCCACAAACACCUUCACAGCAACAUUUGCAAGGGAUAUGUCAAAGUCUGUAAAAAGCAGGGUUACAAAUGGCUAGAAUAGGCAUUUCCCAGUUCUCCUUCACUAUUUCACUUUUCACCUUUACUAGAAAAAUGGUGCUCCAACAGGGAAGUAAUGAAUGGGCAACAUUGGACAAAUUCUGCUGUUAUUACCAGCACAAUUCAGUGAGAAUUCAGGAAUGAAACUGAGGGCAGAGUUUGAUCCUUUGUGUUCAUUUAGAAAUGUUCAAAGAAUUGCUGAAUUCCCAUUGAGAAUUAAUAUUUCAGUUUACUAGAAGUGUAUUUUGCUUAGUAUAAACCAGUUUCAUUUUAAAAACCGAGUUCAUGUCAGCAGAAACUAAAGUAUUGAUUGAAUCCUGUUUACAAAUGUUUUGGCAUUGGCUUAAUCUUAUCAGAAGAUCAGCUUUUGAUAUUACGAGUGCAGCACUUGCAACGGUAUUGAUUUUAAGAGUCUCUUAGAUCUUUAAACUCCUGAAUCUGUACAUCUUCUCAACACAUAAAAAUUUUUCUACAGAAAGCUCAUAAGCAACAUUUUUUUCUACUGUACUAUGUCUUACAUGUAACAUUUCUUCUCAUAUCCAUAUGCAGUUGAUCUUGGUGUUGAGAAAAUUUCAACACAACUGAGACAAGAGUUUGAGUCUUUCUACUUAAAAGCCAUGGACUGUGAUGUUUUAAUCUCUUGUUAUUGGGGCAAUAAACCAAGAUUAGUUGCCUGCACUUGAAAUAACAGCUUUUGUGUCUUCAGAGAACCAAUAAAUUGACUUAC
Messenger RNA from Gymnogyps californianus (California condor), 3018 nucleotides. Its product is annotated as carbonic anhydrase 3-like. The record is from RefSeq and is a predicted model, not a curated record. Gene Ontology annotation, molecular function: zinc ion binding; carbonate dehydratase activity. The transcript is spliced from 7 exons. Lineage: Eukaryota; Metazoa; Chordata; Aves; Accipitriformes; Cathartidae. The coding region runs from base 28 to 816 and encodes 262 amino acids. Gene Ontology annotation, cellular component: cytoplasm.